AUGGCAGAAGGCGCCGCUGCUGCUGCCGGCGCCAGCGCGCUAGCGGCCGCUUCACAGCGGCGCGGCUGCUGUUUCCCGAUUCUGAGCUUCCUGCACGUACCGGGAAAAAUGACGAAGCCUCUGUGGCUCAUGAUGGGCACCGCGUUUACAUUUCGAACCCGUGAAAUGGUCGAGGCUGCAUGCGGGCAGCCGGCAGCCCCGCCAUCGCUGCUGCUCACAGCGAAGCACUCUUUUUCGCCGUGGGACUACACAAAAGAUGCAUCGCAGCUGAAGAUCCCCAAAGAGUACCAAAAGCCGCGUUUUGUCAUUGGCCGAGUGUACCGCACUGAUGCAGACGGGAGAGCGGUGGCGGCAGACGCGGUGGGUCUCCGCCUUCUUGCUCAGCACCCCGUCCACGACGUAGCUCUACUCGCCGUCGAUGCCGCAUCGUUGAAGCUGCUGCAGUGCGCUACCGACGACUCACCCGCUUAUGCAUUGGACUUGGCGCACGAGGCGCUGCCGCUGUGCAAAGAGCCAUAUCCCGCGGCAUCGGAUGGACUGCUGAUUGGCUUCCGCGGCGUUGGCCGGCUUGGGGAGCUUGACACGCUGGACCCGUCUGUGCUGCAACGCCUGCCACCACACGAGCGCGAGGCCCUUCUUAAGGACCUACAGGACGUGGAGGGUAAGCAGAGACGAGCCACCACAACCGUCUCGGUACUGGACGCGCGGGGCAUGUGCAAAGGUGUGGGUGAUCUCGCCACAUGCUAUCACGGCAUGUCGGGCGGCCCCCUCGUCACCACAACAGGCCAAUGUGCGGGGGUGAUGUACGGCCACCAUCCGGAUGCUCCCGGCUGCAUCGGCUACACGCCCUGCGUGGACUUUGCAGGCUGGCUGGAGGAAGAGGUGCAGCGGUACACGAAGCGAUGCGACUCGCAUUGA
This is a messenger RNA of Leishmania major strain Friedlin, 918 nucleotides long. RefSeq lists its product as hypothetical. The coding region runs from base 1 to 918 and encodes 305 amino acids. The transcript has a single exon. The record is from RefSeq and is a predicted model, not a curated record. Lineage: Eukaryota; Euglenozoa; Kinetoplastea; Trypanosomatida; Trypanosomatidae.